AUGGUCUCUUUCACGUGUGAACAGUGCCAGGAGGUACUGAAGAAAAACGCGGUCGCAAAGCAUUAUCAGGGCAGAUGCAGGGGGGCCAACGCCUUCACUUGCAUCGACUGUUACAAGACGUUUGAUCGGCAAACGAUUGUUGGUCAUACGAGCUGCACCACAGAGGAAGACAAGUGGCACGGCCAGUACGCCAAAUCGCGAAAAAGGCACGGAGGAGCUCCGCAAGCGCCGCACGCCGGCCAACGCGAAUCGGCCCAGAAGAAACAGAAGGUCGCCGCAGAUGGCAACGGUGUUGGGCGCCAGCAAAAAGACAAGGCUGCCCCUCUGGGUGCCAUGGAAGUCAAUGGCAGUGCUGCUCAGUGGCAGGGAAACUGGAAGUCAACUGUUGAACAUAUUUUGACCAAUCAACCUGGGCACUCGAUGGCGUGGAAGCCCCUCGCCGAUAAGGCCGUGGAUUUGUACCUCUCUGCAAACAAGCAGAAAGGCGGGAAAGGCCAUUUAGAGGACGUAGAGGCCCUUAUCAACGAGUGCCUUGCGGCGGUACCAGAGGAUUUCGUCAAUGACAAGGAUGAAUUUGUGCGACUCGUCUCCGCCUAA
Besnoitia besnoiti is the source of this 597-nucleotide messenger RNA. Its product is annotated as LYAR-type C2HC zinc finger protein. Gene Ontology annotation, cellular component: nucleolus. Gene Ontology annotation, biological process: negative regulation of transcription by RNA polymerase II; rRNA processing. The record is from RefSeq and is a predicted model, not a curated record. The transcript has 4 exons. Gene Ontology annotation, molecular function: DNA binding. The coding region runs from base 1 to 597 and encodes 198 amino acids. Lineage: Eukaryota; Apicomplexa; Conoidasida; Eucoccidiorida; Sarcocystidae.